This is a messenger RNA of Acanthosepion pharaonis, 1710 nucleotides long. Lineage: Eukaryota; Metazoa; Mollusca; Cephalopoda; Sepiida; Sepiidae. The record is from the annotation of a GenBank genome assembly.
AUGAGAGUAACUUUUAGGGCAGUGCCCGUUUCUCUAUUCAUGUUAGUGAUAAUUAUUUGUUUUUUAAACAAUGUCUUUGCCGCGAAACAAUCUAUCGGCUGUCGUGAUAUGAAAGGCAAACCAGUUGAUUGGUUCAUUGUCUACAAGAUCCCAAAGAUUCGUGAUGUCCCAGAAGUUUAUACACAGGGUCUUGGCUUUUAUUACCUGGAUGUCAACAGCCCAUCAUGGAAAACUUCUCCAGAUCUUUCAAUCGACAAAGGUGGCCAUGCUGUGUAUUAUACAAUGCAACAGAUUUACAAUGAAACAGAUAAUGAUUUCAUGUAUUUGAUGUACAAUGACGAAACUCCUGGUGGCUCUACAAGUGAGUCUUUCGGCCAUACUAAAGGUGUGGUGUCUUUUGAUUACCAAAGUGGUUUCUGGUUGGUCCACAGCACUCCACAUUUUAGUCCUAAACGAAGUGAGGGCUACAGUUGGCCAGACACAGGACACACUUAUGGCCAGUCUUUCCUCUGCAUUUCUUUCCCUUAUUCAGCAAUGAAUGACAUUGGAAAACAAUUGCAAUAUAAUUACCCACAAAUUUAUGACAAGAAUUUUCCAGACAACAUGGCUGGCAGUAAUCCCAAUAUGGCUACUGUGAUUUAUGAUGGUAGUGGUCCAAUAAUUAAAAGCCCACCUUGGUUUAACAAAGUAACUCUUGUGUCUCAAGCAGGCAAUAAAUUUGUGAGCUAUGCAAAAUUUGGCAAGUUUGGAAAAGACCUUUACCAUGAUUGGUUAGCUCCAGAUUUAGGCAGUAACCUUUUGACGGAAACUUGGCAAAAUGGAGCCCACAAAUUGUACUCUGAUUGUACAGGAAAAUAUUCUGUGUUCAAUGUCAAAUACAUAAAAAUGCCUUUUGCGGAACGAGCAGACAUUGAUUUCAAAGAAACAAGAGACCAUUCCAAAUGGGCCAUCACUUACCAAAGUGAUAAAAAAUGGGUAUGCAUUGGUGAUAUCAACCGACAGGAACAUCAGAUGUAUCGUGCAGGAGGCACAGUUUGUUUCAACAAUGAUGCAUUCGACUACAGCCUCACCAUUAAUCCUUCAAAAUCUAAGUCGACGGCGCGGAAAAGCACCGCUGCCCGAAAGAAAACACCUUCCCCUAAAAUGCCCGAAGAAACGACUGAGCCAACAAUAGUGGAUGAGGAGUCGUCUUCUUCAGGUCGACCUAGCCCUAUGGAAACUAUUGAUAUUAUUGAUGUGCCCCCGAAACUUGAAAGAAUGGCCUCCACAUCAUCAUCCACUUCUCCAGUUCCAGCUCGCUCCAAAAGCCCCGGCGACCAAACCAAUAACACAAAUGAAGAAAGCAUUCCUGACUCAACAAGCAAUGGCACCAACAACAAAGCAGUAGACGAAAGUCGUAAAAACGAUGGUCCAUACUAUGUCGAUGGAACAAAUCUAACCGAGUCGUUCCUAGACAGUAGUAGUAGUAGAGGAAAACGUGCGUCUCGUCAAUUGACCAAAGUUCGGGAAAUGGACAAAGAAUUGGCAGCAUGGAUAAACGGUUUCCAUGCAGACAACAAAUUAGAUGAACUCACCCGAGAAAUGAUCACAGACAGAGCUCGGCAGAUUGCCAGGCAAAAGAAAAUAUUGGACUUUUCAGGAACUGCAAAUUGGUAUACGAGAUUCUUGGGUCGAAAUUUUUCCGAUUCUGUAAGAAACAUUUUCUUCUAA